Molecule: messenger RNA, 156 nt
Organism: Phytophthora sojae
Lineage: Eukaryota; Oomycota; Peronosporomycetes; Peronosporales; Peronosporaceae
Exons: 1
Source: RefSeq, a predicted model, not a curated record
GUUCAGCAGCAAUUUCGGAGGAGGAUUCGCGCCAGCUGGCGCUUCAUUCACAAGAGUUCGAUGAAGCUAGCGUAUCUAUUGGACCAUACCAAGUCGGCAACGGUGUUUUCGGAAGAUGAUAUCGUUUCGCUGGUCCAGCAGCUCGUUCUUCUCGCA